Ixodes scapularis (black-legged tick) is the source of this 900-nucleotide messenger RNA. RefSeq lists its product as uncharacterized. Gene Ontology annotation, molecular function: nucleic acid binding; RNA-DNA hybrid ribonuclease activity. The annotation marks the transcript as partial. Lineage: Eukaryota; Metazoa; Arthropoda; Arachnida; Ixodida; Ixodidae. The transcript is spliced from 2 exons. The record is from RefSeq and is a predicted model, not a curated record.
CCGAUACCCUAUGUUCCUGAAUAUACCUUUUUAGGUGUAACUGUAGACAGAUAUCUCACUUGGGGCCCUCAUAUUAAACGGCUGAAAAAUAAAUUAAACUCUUUCACUCAAAUAAUCCGAAUGAUAAGCGGAACAAGGUGGGGUUGUUCCGUCUCAGCAACGAUGACCCUGUAUAACUCUCUUCUUGUAGGACUCUUACGGUACACCUUACCAGUUAUGAACGGAGCCUCAAAGACUGUUAUGAAAGAUCUUGAAAGUGCCCAGGCACAAGCACUGCGCUCUUGUCUGGGCCUGCCCAAAUGCACAUCGAAGAACGGCACACUCGCUGAGAAAGCAAAACUAAGUCAUAUGACGUCCUCGACUGCUGCAGAGCUCGCGGCGAUCAGAACAGCCAUGCAGCAUAUUAUUCUCCAAAAUCCACACCAAUGGGUGAUAUUCGUCGACUCUAAGUCUGCUCUUCUAGCUCUUUCUUCACUUCGUAAACAAAGUCCAAACAUACAACUUAUUCACGCAAUCCGGGAGAUCCACCAAAACGCUUUGGUUAAGGGGCACAAUAUAGUUCUCCAGUGGGUGCCAGGGCAUUGCGGGAUUACUGGAAAUAUUUGUGCAGACAACGCAGCCAGAGAAGCUCACAAAGAAACUGCUACUUUCCUCAUUCCACUUUCAAGAACUGAUUCCAACACCGUCACUCGAUCAAUCGGCAGGGAAAUAACAUCGUCGUUAUGGACAGACCCACAUUAUUACUACAAAUACCUAAAACACAUUGACCCCAAAUUAGAAUUUUGCAUGCCACGAAACCUCUCAAGAGCUCAAGAGACAACACUUCAUCGACUGCGUCUCAACGUCGCAUAUACGAAGAAAUACCUCCAUCUUAUUGGCAAGGAAGAAUCACCCAUGUGC